Molecule: messenger RNA, 4041 nt
Organism: Sclerotinia sclerotiorum 1980 UF-70
Lineage: Eukaryota; Fungi; Ascomycota; Leotiomycetes; Helotiales; Sclerotiniaceae
Exons: 2
Coding region: 1-4041 (1346 amino acids)
Biological process (GO): transmembrane transport
Cellular component (GO): membrane
Molecular function (GO): ABC-type transporter activity; ATP binding; ATP hydrolysis activity
Source: RefSeq, a predicted model, not a curated record
AUGGCUGGCGAACUAUCAGAGAAGGUUGAGACAGCGGAGCCUGAGAGCCGUCCAUCCAGCAAUGGAGGCUCGUCUUUAACUGAACGCGAUUCCAGACAAGAACAAAAGAACGGGGAAGGGACAACGACCGUGUCGCCAACUAAGGAAAAGAAUUUGUCGAAAUUAGACUCGAAUGUUGUGAAGGUGGCAAAUAAGGAUGAAGAUAUUUACGCACAUUUACCUCCUCAUGAGGCGGAAAUAUUAAAACGACAAGUGGUGUUGCCAGAUAUUUCAUCCGGAGUUGGAAAUUUAUAUCGCUUCUCGACUACAAAUGAUAUCAUUAUUAUGGUUAUCAGUGCCAUCUGCAGUAUUGCGGCGGGGGCUGCAUUACCUUUGAUGACGGUUAUCUUCGGUCAAUUGGCGGGAACAUUUGCAGAUUACUUUGCAGGAUCGAGUAGCAAGGAGCAUUUUAAUCAUACCAUCAAUCACAUGGUUCUCUACUUUAUCUACCUUGGCAUCGCCGAGUUCGUCACCAUUUACAUCUCUACAGUCGGAUUUAUUUAUGUUGGAGAACAUAUCAGUGGAAAGAUUAGAGCACAAUACUUGGCUGCUUGCUUGCGCAUGAAUAUUGGUUUCUACGAUAAGCUAGGAUCAGGAGAAAUUACUACCAGAAUCACAGCUGAUACCAACUUGGUUCAAGAUGGUAUCUCCGAAAAGGUCGGCUUGACACUUAAUGCAUUGGCUACAUUCUUUACCGCUUUUGUGAUUGGCUUCAUCAAGUCAUGGAAACUGACGCUUAUUCUCACAUCUACCGUUGCGGCUAUCACUGUUAUCAUGGGAGGAGGUUCCAGAUGGAUUGUCAAGUACAGCAAACAGUCCCUUCAAUCUUAUGCCAUUGGAGGAUCUAUCGCGGAAGAAGUCAUUUCAUCUAUCAGGAAUGCCACUGCCUUUGGUACUCAAGAUAAGCUCGCUCGUCAAUAUGACAAACAUCUUGCAGAGGCAGAGAAAUACGGAUACAGGACCAAAUUUACAUUAGCUAUCAUGGUAGGAGGCAUGUUUUUGGUCAUCUAUCUUAAUUAUGGUCUAGCAUUCUGGAUGGGUUCUAGGUUCCUCGUUGAUGGAUCCAUGACGCUUUCUCACAUUCUCACAAUCUUGAUGUCCAUCAUGAUCGGAGCUUUUGCUUUUGGAAAUGUUGCUCCCAACGCUCAGGCUUUCACAACUGCUAUUUCUGCCGCGGCAAAGAUCUUCAACACAAUCGAUCGUGUUUCACCCUUGGAUCCAACCUCUACAGAAGGUAUCAAGCUCGAUCACGUCGAGGGAACUGUCGAAUUAAGAAACAUCAAGCACAUCUAUCCAUCCAGACCUGAGGUCACAAUCAUGAACGAUGUCAGUUUGGUUAUUCCAGCCGGCAAAAUGACAGCUCUUGUGGGUGCAUCUGGAUCCGGGAAGAGUACUAUAGUUGGCUUGGUGGAGAGAUUCUACGAUCCAGUCGGCGGUCAGGUUUUGAUUGAUGGGCAUGAUGUUAGUACCUUGAAUUUGCGAUGGCUACGACAACAAAUUUCCUUGGUGAGCCAAGAGCCUACAUUGUUUGGAACUUCUAUAUUCGAAAAUAUUCGCCACGGACUCAUUGGAACUAAAUUCGAAAAUGAGACAGAAGAACGUCAGAGAGAAUUAGUUAUCGAGGCUGCCAAGAUGGCCAAUGCACAUGACUUUGUUUCUGCUUUACCUGAAGGCUACGAAACGAACGUUGGUGAAAGAGCCAGCUUACUAUCCGGUGGUCAAAAGCAACGUAUCGCAAUUGCAAGAGCCAUGGUUAGCGAUCCAAAGAUUCUCCUACUCGAUGAAGCUACAUCUGCUCUUGACACAAAAUCCGAGGGUGUCGUACAAGCCGCUCUUGAGGUUGCUGCUGAAGGACGAACUACCAUCACAAUUGCUCAUCGACUGUCCACUAUCAAGGAUGCGGAUAACAUCGUUGUCAUGACUGAGGGUCGCAUCGUUGAACAAGGAACUCACAACGACCUGCUUGCUAAACAAGGUGCUUACUAUAGAUUGAUUGAAGCACAAAAGAUCGCUGAAACCAAGGAAAUGACCGCUGAAGAACAGUCAGAGAUCGACGCCAAAGACGAUGAACUUGUACGCAAAAUGUCCAAUAAGGUCGGAGGAAUUGAAUACAACGAGGAUCCAGAUGAUAAGAAUAUUGUCAACAAAUUGAAUCGCACAACAACGGAAAAGUCACAAUCAUCUCUCGCACUUCAAGGCAAGACAUCGUCAUCAGAACAACAUGAUUCAUUAUGGACAUUGAUCAAGUUGAUUGCUUCAUUCAACAAAACUGAAUGGAAAUUGAUGUUGGUUGGGUUGUUCUUUUCGGUUAUUUGUGGUGGAGGUAAUCCAACUCAAGCCGUUUUCUUCGCCAAGGAAAUCAUUUCACUUUCACUUCCUGUCGUUCCUGCCAACUUCCAUAAGAUUAGACAUGAUGUCGAUUUCUGGUCUUUGAUGUAUCUUAUGUUGGCGAUUGUCCAAUUCCUUGCAUUUUGUGCCCAGGGUAUUGCCUUUGCUUUCUGCUCAGAAAGGCUCAUUCACCGAGUCCGUGAUCGUGCUUUCCGUACAAUGCUUCGUCAGGAUAUUCAAUAUUUCGACAGGGAUGAACAUACUGCGGGUGCUCUCACAUCAUUCUUGAGUACCGAAACUACCCAUGUUGCAGGAUUAUCUGGAGUUACCUUGGGUACGCUUUUGACAGUUAUUACUACGCUCAUCGCAGCAUGCGUUCUUUCUCUCGCCAUUGCCUGGAAGUUGGCUCUUGUCUGUAUCGCCACCAUUCCGAUUUUGCUUGCUUGUGGUUUCUUUCGAUUCUGGCUUCUUGCGAGAUUUCAGCAAAGAGCGAAAAAAGCAUAUGAGAAGAGUGCUAGUUAUGCUUGUGAAGCUACUGGUGCUAUUCGAACCGUUGCAUCCUUGACCAGAGAGCAAGAUGUCCUUGCUCAUUAUACCCAAUCCCUCAAAGACCAAGAACAAAAGAGUUUGAGAUCCAUCUUGAAGUCGUCAUUACUUUAUGCCGCGUCUCAAUCUUUGGUGUUCCUUUGCGUCGCACUUGGAUUCUGGUAUGGUGGUCAACGCAUCGCUUCCAAGGAGUACACCAUGUUCCAAUUCUUCGUUUGUUUCUCGGCUGUCAUUUUCGGUGCUCAAUCCGCUGGAACUAUCUUUUCUUUUGCACCGGAUAUGGGUAAGGCCAAACAAGCCGCCCAAGAGCUCAAGAUUCUCUUUGAUCGCAAACCUGCUAUCGACUCUUGGUCCGAAGAUGGAGAGCGCAUGGAGUCUAUGGAAGGAUAUGUCGAGUUCCGUGACGUUCAUUUCCGCUACCCCACUCGUCCAGAACAGCCCGUACUUCGCGGCCUCGACCUCCAAGUCAAGCCUGGACAAUACAUUGCUCUCGUCGGUGCAUCCGGUUGCGGUAAAUCUACGACCAUCGCUCUUCUUGAACGUUUCUAUGAUCCUCUCGUUGGUGGUAUCUAUGUCGAUGGUAAAGAGAUUUCUUCUUUGAACAUCAGUGAUUACCGCUCGCACAUCGCGCUCGUAUCUCAAGAACCAACUCUCUACCAAGGUACCAUCCGUGAGAACAUGCUUCUCGGAGCUGAUCGUGAGGAUGUUCCUGAUUCGGAAAUCGAGUUCGCAUGUCGCGAGGCUAAUAUCUACGAUUUCAUUAUGUCGCUUCCUGAAGGAUUUUCCACAAUCGUCGGUUCAAAAGGAAGCAUGUUGUCUGGUGGACAGAAACAAAGAAUCGCUAUCGCUCGUGCUUUACUCCGUGAUCCAAAGAUCCUCUUGUUGGAUGAGGCUACUAGUGCAUUGGAUUCCGAGAGUGAACAUGUCGUCCAAGCAGCAUUGGAUAAAGCAGCAAAGGGAAGAACUACAAUUGCAGUCGCUCAUAGAUUGAGUACUAUUCAAAAGGCAGAUUGUAUCUAUGUUUUCGAUCAAGGUAGAGUCGUGGAGAGUGGCACACACUCUGAGCUUAUACAUAAAGGUGGUAGAUACUCCGAGUUAGUCAACUUGCAGAGUUUGGGCAGAAAGUAA